Messenger RNA from Sardina pilchardus (European sardine), 1140 nucleotides. Its product is annotated as protein NLRC3-like. The transcript is spliced from 2 exons. Lineage: Eukaryota; Metazoa; Chordata; Actinopteri; Clupeiformes; Clupeidae. Bases 1 to 1140 code for a protein of 379 amino acids. The record is from RefSeq and is a predicted model, not a curated record. Gene Ontology annotation, biological process: intracellular signal transduction.
AUGUGCCACAUGCCACUUUUCUGUUGGAUGUCAGCCACGGUAUACGAGAUGUUGAACAGAACUGGCAAGUGGCAAAUUAAUAGCUCAGAUUUCCCAACAACCCUGACAGAAAUGCUGAUCCACUUCCUUCAUAUUCAGAUUAAUAUGAAAAAUAAGAAGCUACAUGAUGAAUUUGAAGACAACCGGUUCAAGCUUUGGGACAGAGAGAAACAAAGUGUUUUGAAAUUGGCCAAGUUAGCACUCGAAGAAUUAGAUAACAACAACUUCAUGUUUUCAAAUGACCACCUGAAUAAGUGUGGGAUUGAUGUCAAACAAACACCAUUGCACUCUGGUAUAUUGACUGAAAUUUGCCAGGAAGACGCCCUUUUUUUUAAGAGUAGAAUGUACUGCUUCGUUCAUCCCAUCAUCCAAGAAUUCCUUGCCGCUCUCUAUGUGUUUUAUGCAUAUGCAACACAGGACAUUAGUAAGCUUAGGUAUUUAAGCAGUAUCAGGUUUAAUGUGUUGCCUCAUAGAGUCCCUCUGCAUCACAUUUUGAACAUGGCUGUGGAUGGAGCUUUAAAGAGUGCUAAUGGACACUUAGACCUCUUCCUCCGCUUCCUUCUGGGAUUGUCAGUAGACUCCAGUCAGGAACUCUUACUUGGUUUAUUGCCAGACAAAGUGCGCAGUUCAAAUAGUAUCAAGGAAGUGUGUCAGACAAUCCAUGUGAAAUUCACAGAGAAUCUUUCCCCUGAAAGAUGCAUCAAUCUGUUUCACUGCUUGCUGGAAAUGAAAAACACCACGCUGUACAAACACAUUAAGGACUACGGGAUGUGUGGCAGGACAGACCUCUCUCCAGCCCACUGUUCAGCACUGGCCUCCAUUCUCUUGAUGUCUGAAGAGCCGCUGGAGGAGUUUGAUCUUAGGAUGUACAAAACGUCAGAAGAGGGCUGCAGAAGACUGGUUCCUGUGGUGAAGUGGUGCAAAAAAGCAUUACUUGCAUGGUGUAAACUCACCGAUGUCUCAUGCACAGUGGUUGCCUCAGCUCUAAAGGCAAGAACUUCACAGCUGACCGAACUGGACCUUACCUGCAAUGAUCUUUUUGAUCCAGGCAUGAUGCAGCUUUGUGAAGGACUUGUUUCUUCAAACUGUACAGUAGACUGA